ACAUCUCAUCUUUCCCGUAUACUACUCCGUUAACAUUGAAGGGAGAAUAAGAGAGACAGAGGGAGAUGGCAUCGUCGGUGGUGAAGAACGCGUUGAAGGCAAUCAGAGAGAAAGGCCUAGGCAACUUCUUCAGGGAACUCAAGGAAGAAGGCUACACGAAAUGCUUUCCUGAUGGAAACCUUUUGCAGACCAAGAUCCACAAUAUAGGGGCUAAGCUUGUGGGUGUUGAUAAAGUUGGUAACCGCUAUUAUGAGAAACUUGACACUCAGUAUGGGCGACACAGGUGGGUGGAAUAUGCAGAGAAGGGUCGCUACAAUGCUUCCCAGGUGCCAGCAGAAUGGCAUGGUUGGCUCCAUUACAUAACCGAUAACACUGGAGAUGAGCUUCUGAUGCUGAAACCAAAGAGGUAUGGGAUUGAGCACAAGGAAAACUUUUCUGGAGAGGGUGAAGAGUUGAUCUACCAUUCCAAGGGACAUGCCCUUAAUCCAGGGCAGAGAGACUGGACCAGAUACCAACCAUGGCAACCCACCAAGGCUUAAGCCUUUCCUUCAGCCCAAAUCACCGGUAAAACUCGGGAAAUCUUCUGGAUAUUUGUCUCCUAGAUUCAUGAAUAAAUGCCUUGUACCAUUUUGAAGCUUUGAGAUCUUAACACAUGUUUCACUAGAAGAAACAGUGACCCAUUUAACUUCAUUAUCCGAUUAAUGGAACCUAUUAUGUUGUUGAGUA
Messenger RNA from Alnus glutinosa, 726 nucleotides. RefSeq names its product probable NADH dehydrogenase [ubiquinone] 1 alpha subcomplex subunit 12. The record is from RefSeq and is a predicted model, not a curated record. Bases 66 to 539 code for a protein of 157 amino acids. The transcript has 5 exons. Gene Ontology annotation, biological process: mitochondrial respiratory chain complex I assembly; response to oxidative stress. Lineage: Eukaryota; Viridiplantae; Streptophyta; Magnoliopsida; Fagales; Betulaceae. Gene Ontology annotation, cellular component: membrane.